GAGCUGAGAUAUUUUUAAUUUUAAAACUAAUAAAUUAACUAAGGAUACAAUUAUUCUAACAAACGCUAUGUAAUGCUUGGUUAGACAUAAUUGCUGUCACGCUAAGUUGAUUGCCUAUUUUUUCAAUCUGCGGUAGUUAUUGUAGGCAGAAUUCGUGAAAACCUUGGCAUUAUUAUCCAUCAGAACAAUUUUAGAUAAGAUUCGAUUGCUAGAAAACAGAAAGAAACAUUAUUGAAGAUGCACAAAAACAAAAUGAGGUCAAUGUGUUGUAUAGCAUGUUCAUAAUCAAAAAUGAGUGAUCUUAGGUUCAGUUCCUAUAGAUCAGACAACUUGUAUAUUCCGGCUGAACAGGAACAGUAAGAAACUUUUUCAAGAAUUCAAAAAUUGUAGACGUUAUAUUAAGAAUGCCUAAAUAAAUCAACUGAAUGUUAAAAAUGUCUGAAAAUCAACAAAACCAAGAUCAAAAUUUAGAUUCUUCAAAGUUGGAUGAUGAUGAUCAGCAAUCAGUUACAACUUCUAGACCAGCAUCGCGUGGUGAACAUCACAGUCCAACACUUAGUGCUCAAGGAUCUCAAAUAAGGACAAGUUUAAGGAAAUUAACUCAAGAGAAAAAAGCAAAGAAAAUCAAUUUUUAUCGAAAUGGUGAUCGUUUUCAUAAAGGUUUAUUAUACGUUUUAUCUUUGGAAAAAAUUAGAUCUUUUGAUGCACUUUUAGAAGAUCUUACAAGGUUAUUAGGAAAUCAUGUUAGUCUUCCUAAAGGUGUACGUUAUAUUCUUACAAUUGAUGGAAAAGAAAAGAUUUCAUCAUUAGAUCAGUUACAUGAAUGGGAAAGUUAUAUAUGUUCUUCUACUGAUAACAUUGUAAAACUUAAUUAUGGCAAGAAAGAAAAAAUUGAGAAACCACCUCAAUCAAAUAGUAUACGAAAGCCAAUUGAAAAUAUUGUAAUUCAGAAAAGUGAACCAUCAGUUUCUUAUUCGGAAAGUGGAACAAAAGAUUUGCGUAGUUUUAUCCAUCCAAAAUUAAUUACAGUUAUCAGAAAUGGUGUAAAACCUCGUAAAACUGUAAGAAUGCUAUUAAAUAAAAAAACAGCACAUUCAUUUGAACAAGUUCUUGUUGAUCUUACAACAGCUAUCAAACUAGAUACUGGAGCAGUCAGAAAAGUUUUCACUCUUAGUGGAAAACAGGUUUUAACUAAUAUUUUGGAACUUUCUAAUUCUGAUAUGGAAGAUAACACAAUGUCAGUGAUUAAAAUAAGCAAAUGGAAAUACUUAACAGGUAGCAAUAAAAAUAUCACAAAGAAAAGUAAAACUAGUACAGGAAAUGUUCAAUCGCCUACACCUUCCAAACGUUCACCAGGAAGUAGUACUCAUAGUUCUCAAGCAGCCUCACCAAAGCCUUCCAGACGUUUAUAUCCAAGUGUAAUCAUGUUAUACAUGAGUGCAAAAUUUUAUGAAAAUCAGCCAUUGGCAGAACUGGAGGUUUCCUUUUUAGGUUUAAGAAUUCCUACAUGUAUAACUAGAAAUGACAUAAGCCUCUCCAAUCCCAAUUAUAGAGUUACUUUCUAUAUUUUUAGAGGUACGAAGUUAGAAUAUGCUUUAAAAAUUAUAGAUAAAGCAAAAUGUAAAGGAAAGGAACAUAUGAUAACAAGUGAGGUGGCUAUUCUGAGAAGAGUUAAACAUCCAAACAUUGUUCAACUUCUAGGUGAAUUUGAUUUUGGUAAUGAAUUAUAUCUAGUAAUGGAAUUAGUAAAGGGAGGAGAUCUUUUUGAUGCAAUAGCAACAGCAACAAAAUAUACAGAAAGAGAUGCAAGUGGCAUGGUAUAUAAUUUGGGAAGUGCGUUAAGAUAUUUACAUUCGCUUAACAUUGUUCACCGUGAUAUUAAGCCAGAAAAUUUACUGGUUAUGGAACAUGAAGAUGGGAGUAAAUCUUUAAAAUUAGGUGAUUUUGGACUGGCUGUUGAAGCAACAGAACCUCUUUAUACUGUCUGCGGAACCCCUACUUAUGUUGCACCUGAAAUUUUAGCUGAAACUGGUUAUGGACUUAAAGUAGACGUUUGGGCUGCUGGUGUCAUAACUUACAUUUUACUAUGUGGCUUUCCUCCAUUUUUUAGGGAAUUAAUUACACAAAUGUUACAGCUUCAUCCUGAUAGAAGAUAUAGUGCAACACAAGUCUUAGAACAUCCUUGGGUUGCAGAGGAUGCAAUGGCUCCAGAUUAUGACAUGCAUUCAACUGUUUCAAGAAAACUUAGUAUGCAUUUUGAUCAUAAACGUAAAUAUUGUUCUCAGUAUGCUGGUGUAGCUGUGAUCACUGCUACUCCACUUGACAAAGAACAGAAUUAUUUUCAAGCACAUUCCCGUUCUUCUCAGGCAUCACCAAGAUCAGUCUCACCAAUAGUUCUUCAAAGACUCCAAUUAGAAGAAGAAGUUUUCUAAAAGAAAAAAAAAAAACAAUUGCCUUGCAAUGUCAAUUGAAAGUGCUGAAUAUUUUGCUCAUCUUGCCUUAAGAGUAGAUAGCUUUUUUGCAUCUAAAAUGAAUAUAUUCUAUAUAUCCAUGUUAGAAAUCUGGUAGAAAAAUAAAUUAGUAGAUUAAUCCAGCCAUAAAUUAUUGUAAUAAUUAUAGGUUUGACAAAAGUUCCUAAAAAAAAUUAAUAAUUGCCACUAAAAAGUUAUUUGAUAAUUGAUUACCAAAAAAUGUCUAGAUUUAUGUAAUCGUCAAUGUUCUAAGCAUUUAGUGUCGUCUACGCUACCAACAAGUACAGUAAUUUAUAUAUCAGGAUAACAAAGAGGUUGUGCAACUUAUUUUGUAUAAGUAGAACAGAGUUUGGAAUAUAUUGAAAUUAAUUUCACUUAUACACUGUAUUAUGUAAAUUUAAGUCAAACAAAAUAUAAGUGGCACAUUUUGAAUAAUCUUUCUUACAAUUAAAGCAAUAAUUUAUUAUAGAUAUUUUAGCUAUUAGAUAAC
This is a messenger RNA of Centruroides sculpturatus (bark scorpion), 2961 nucleotides long. RefSeq names its product serine/threonine-protein kinase DCLK1-like. The transcript is spliced from 14 exons. Gene Ontology annotation, biological process: protein phosphorylation; intracellular signal transduction. The coding region runs from base 426 to 2432 and encodes 668 amino acids. Gene Ontology annotation, molecular function: protein kinase activity; ATP binding. The record is from RefSeq and is a predicted model, not a curated record. NCBI's taxonomy places the organism in Eukaryota, Metazoa, Arthropoda, Arachnida, Scorpiones, Buthidae.